UUGUAAAAUGCUAUGACAACAGGGCGAAGGCGGCUUUGAUUUAGGCUGGAGUUGGGAGGUGUCUUCCUCAGGCAGUUGGAUUGCAGCUUCACCCCUCUUACAGUCUCCUUGAUGGUUUCAUCCUCUGUGUGAGCAUCCGGAUUUGGAGUUUUUCUCUCUUGCCUUGUGGCUUCCGAGGGAUCCAUGUCGUUUUCCCUGCUUGUCUCUGGGGGAUGACAAGGAGAUACAGGAGAUCUUGGAGGGACUCACUUCAACUCUGUGGAGCUGGUGUGGCCGCUCGGCGGGAUUCUGUGCCUGUGGACGUGGAAAACUUCGAAAACACGACCAAGAGGUACUAGUGGAGUUAAAUGUUGCUUUUCCCUGCACGGCUCCAUCACUGGAUCCUCGUCAGGAGUUCUGAAAGGGAUAGUGCGUUCGUAGAAACGCGAGGCAAAGUCCACUUGUUGGCAUCAGGGUGAAGGGAAAUGUCUUUGUUCAAAGCCCGUGAUUGGUGGUCUACUGUGCUGGGAGAAAAAGAAGAAUUUGAUCAAGGCUGUCUAUGCUUGGCUGAUGUUGACAAUAGUGGCAAUGGACAAGAUAAAAUCAUCGUGGGCAGCUUCAUGGGCUACCUGAGAAUCUUCAGUCCCCAUUCUGUGAAGACUGGAGACGGGCCUCAGGCUGAGGACUUGCUUCUAGAGGUGCACCUGAGGGACCCGGUGCUGCAGGUGGAAGUCGGGAAGUUCGUCUCAGGCACCGAGAUGCUGCAUUUGGCCGUGCUGCACCCCAGGAAGCUCUGCGUCUACUCUGUCUCAGGAACAUUGGGUAAUGUGGAACAUGGAAACCAAUAUCAGAUAAAAUUAAUGUAUGAGCACCAUCUUCAGAGGACAGCCUGCAAUAUGACUUAUGGACCCUUUGGUGGUAUAAAAGGUCGAGAUCUGAUCUGUAUCCAGUCCAUGGAUGGGAUGCUGAUGGUGUUUGAGCAGGAGAGCUACGCUUUUGGGAGGUUCCUCCCCGGUUCUCUUCUGCCUGGCCCUCUGGCUUACAGUCCCCGUACGGAUUCCUUCAUUACCGUCUCCUCCUGCAGACAAGUGGAGAGUUACAAGUACCAAGUACUUGCCUUUGCUACGGAUGCGGAUAAAAAGCAGGAGACAGAACAGCAAAAACUUGGAUCUGGAAAAAGACUUGUUAUGGACUGGACACUGAAUAUUGGCGAGCAAGCCCUUGAUAUCUGCAUCGUUCCUUUCAACCAGUCGGCAUCGUCUGUCUUCGUCCUCGGUGAGAGAAACUUCUUUUGCCUGAAGGAUAACGGACAGAUUCGAUUCAUGAAGAAGCUGGACUGCAGCCCCAGCUGUUUUCUCCCAUACUGCUCAGUUUCUGAAGGUUCGAUGAAUACCCUGAUUGGGAACCACAACCACACGCUGCACAUUUACCAGGACGUGACGCUGAAGUGGGCCACACAGCUCCCCCGCGUCCCCGCGGCCGUCAGGGUCGGCUGUCUGCAUGACUUAAAGGGAGUGAUAGUGACUCUCAGUGAUGAUGGUCACCUGCAGUGUUCAUACCUGGGGACAGAUCCUUCUCUGUUCCAAGCUCCAAAAGUUGAAUCAAGAGAGCUCAACUAUGAUGACCUCGAUGUAGAACUGAAAGAACUUCAGAAAAUCAUCAAAGAUGUGAAAGCACAAGGUGUUUGGCCCAUGAUGGAGAGAGAAGAUGACUUGAAAGUCUCUGCUUUAGUGUCUCCUAACCUUGAUUCUGUGUCUCAGGCCACUAAUGUUGAAGUUGGUACUGACUCUGUUCCAUCCAUCACAGUGAAGAUUACCCUGCAGAAUCGAGUGGUGUUGCAGAAAGUCAAAUUGUCAGUCUAUGUGCAGCCACCAUUAGCGUCGACUUGUGAGCAGUUUGCCUUUGACUUUGCGGUACCAGACAUGACCAGCAUAGUAACAUUUGCUGUUUACCUGAAGAGGAGUUACACACCAUCCGAAUUAGAAGGAAAUGCUGUUGUCUCCUAUUCCAGACCAACAGAUCGGAAUCCUGAUGGUAUUCCUCGGGUUAUCCAGUGUAAAUUUAGGCUUCCUCUGAAGCUAAUUUGCCUACCGGGUCAGCCUUCAAAAACUGCAAGCCACAAACUAACCAUUGACACCAACAAAUCACCUGUCAGUCUGCUUGGCCUCUUCCCAGACUUUGCCAACCAGUCCGACGAAGAUCAGGCGAAUGUAGUAGGUUUUCGCCUCCUAGGAGGAGCUCGGGUGACUCUCCUGGCCUCCAGAACGUCCCAACGAUACCGAAUCCAGAGCGAACAAUUUGAAGAUCUUUGGCUCAUAACAAAUGAACUCAUCCUUCGCCUUCAGGAAUAUUUUGAAAAACAAGGAAUCAAAGAUUUUGCAUGUUCGUUUUCUGGAUGCAUGCCCCUUCAAGAAUAUUUUGAGUUGAUUGAUCAUCAUUUUGAGCUGCGGAUAAACGGGGAGAAAUUAGAAGAACUUUUAUCUGAGAGAGCUGUCCAAUUUCGGGCCAUCCAGCGUCGGCUUCUAACAAGAUUCAGAGAUAAGACACCUGCCCCACUCCAACACCUGGACACUCUGCUGGACGGGACGUACAAGCAGGUGAUUGCUCUAGCAGAUGCGGUUGAGGAAAACCAAGACAGGCUGCUGCAGUCUUUCGCCGGCCUGAAGAGUGCCACCCAUUUGCUGAUCCUGCUGAUCAGGCUGUGGCAGAAGCUGAGCAGUGACCAGACUGCUAUUCUAGAAGCAGCAUUUCUGCCACUACAGGAAGACACACAGGAACUGGGCUGGGAAGAAACGGUGGAUGCUGCUGUUGCCCACCUUUUGAAAACCUGCCUGUCGAAGAGUUCCAAGGAGCAGGCUUUGAACCUCAGCAGCCAACUGAACAUACCCAAAGACACCAGCCGGCUGAAGAGGCACAUCACCUUGCUGUGUGAUAGGUUGGCUAAAGGUGGGCGUCUCUGCGUGAGCUCGGAUGCCGCGGCCCCGCAGGCCAUGGUCAUGCCAGGUGGCUGCACUCCAAUCCCAGAGUCAGACCUAGAAGAAAGAUCGCUAGACAGCUCCGCAGAACUGUUUACCAACCACAAGCACCUCAUCACAGAGCCCCCCGUGCCUGAAGUCUCAGCCCUCCAAGGAGUUUUGGAAUAGUUGGAAUAACGCUAACUAGGUGGAGGGAAGAUGACCGUCCGAGGCCGACCCUGUGUGGACACUGUGCUUCCACCUGGUGCUGUGCCGAGCUCACCCCUGGAGGUGACCACGUGGAGAUGGGAUCAGGACUUUUGAUUUUGCUAGGAGAGCUUGGACUAUCACAGAACGGUCAACUGAAAGACAAGGUCUGUCUUUUCUUCCCAGGAAAACGGUUGCUGCCUUUAGUCAUAUGUGCUUAUAGCCAUGAUAUAGCAAGGUGAUAAAGUUUGGGGACAGACUUUAUAAUACAGGGGUCCAGAUGUAAAAUAAUUUGAUAGCCCAUUUUUUUCACAGAAUUCUUAUGUAGUAAAUGUAUCAAGUUUAAUAAAGCAUAUUAUUAUCAAACAAUAA
Molecule: messenger RNA, 3512 nt
Organism: Meriones unguiculatus (Mongolian gerbil)
Lineage: Eukaryota; Metazoa; Chordata; Mammalia; Rodentia; Muridae
Gene: Bbs9
Product: Bardet-Biedl syndrome 9
Exons: 23
Coding region: 465-3122 (885 amino acids)
Biological process (GO): cilium assembly
Cellular component (GO): BBSome; membrane
Source: RefSeq, a predicted model, not a curated record